Messenger RNA from Toxorhynchites rutilus septentrionalis, 360 nucleotides. Its product is annotated as cuticle protein 19-like. Lineage: Eukaryota; Metazoa; Arthropoda; Insecta; Diptera; Culicidae. The coding region runs from base 43 to 360 and encodes 105 amino acids. Gene Ontology annotation, cellular component: extracellular matrix. The transcript has 2 exons. The record is from RefSeq and is a predicted model, not a curated record.
UUAGGUUCAUUACAUUAUCUGCAGUCAACAUCACAACGGACAAUGUUUAAGAUUAUCACGAUUAUUGCUUGCAGCUUAGUGCUGGCUUCGGCUUACGAAGAUUAUCACAGUUAUCCUAAGUACAAGUUCGAAUAUGGGGUCAAAGAUUACCAUACCCAUGAUCACAAGAGCCAGUGGGAACAUCGUGAUGGAGACCAUGUGAAGGGACAAUACACUCUGGAUGAGGCCGAUGGAACGCAUCGUAUUGUUGAUUAUACUUCUGAUCAUAAGGGCGGAUUCCAACCUCACGUCGAACGCAAGGGACAUGCUCAUCAUCCCCAUCACGGAGAAAGCUACGCUAACAUUCAUCAACACUACUGA